UGUUAUCUUCGUCGGAGCUUCGAUUGUUCACACGCACUUUCCCGUCUCCGAGAGGAGACUGCGAUGUGUGUCCCCGAAUCAUGAGACUUUAUAAGAUGGACUUCAUUCAAACCACAGUGGGGAAAUGGUAUCAACAUCGGGUCAAGAUGAGGCUUUUGGUUCUUCUGUUCCUCCUGGAGAUCCACGCUGCUGCUGCAGCGUUUCAUUCACUCAGGUAUUUUUACACUGCAUCAUCUGGAGUUCCAAACUUCCCUGAGUUCGUGGCUGUUGUUUUGGUGGACGACGUUCAGAUCCUUCACUACGACAGCAACAGCAGGAGAGUUGAACUCAAACAGGACUGGAUGAAGCAAGUCAUCGCUGAUGAUCCAAGUUAUUUAGAGACGCAGACACAGAACUUCAUUGGUUCACAGCAGGAGUUUAAGAACACUAUUGGUGUUGUGAAACAACGAUUCAACCAAACUAGAGGGGUUCACACGUAUCAGAGGAUGUUCGGCUGUGAGUGGGACGAUGAGACCAGACUGGUCAGAGGUUAUUAUCAGGAUGCUUAUGAUGGAGAAGACUUCCUCGCGUUGGACAUGAAGACUCUGACAUGGAUCGCUGCAAACCCAAAGGCUGCCAUCACCAAACACAAGUGGGACAGUAAUAAGGGUUAUAAGGAACAACAGCAGCACUACUACUCCCAGAUCUGUCCUGAGUGGCUGAAGAAGUAUCUGAACUACGGCAAGAGCCGCCUGCUGAGAACAGAGCUUCCAAGAGUGGCUCUCCUCCAGAAGAAGCCCACCUCUCCAAUCGUCUGCCACGCCACAGGUUUCUUCCCCGAAACAGCCAUGUUGUUCUGGACCAAAGACGGAGAGGAGCUUCACGAAGACGUGGACAUGGGAGAGGUUCUUCCCAACCCUGACGGAACCUUCCAGAUGACGGCCGAGCUCAGACUGUCGGACCCGUCCGUGGACUGGGGGAGGUACAGCUGUGUGUUCCAGCUGGCUGGUGUGAAGGAGGACAUGGUGACCCCGCUGAGGAAAGAAGACAUCUGGACCAACAAGCCCGACCUGAACCUGGGGCUCAUCGUCGGAGCUGUGGUGGCCGCUGUGGUCGUACUUGGUCUGAUGGUUGCUGGGUUCUUCGUCUACAGAAGAAGAAGAACUGCCAAAGCUCCUCCAUCUUCCAACAACACCUCCAAGGAGGAUCUGCCUCUGAAGUCGGAGACACGCCCUCCUGCUCCUGUGUCUCCAGGAAAACAUGACCAGCGGGAGGCAAAAGGUGGUCCUCAGACAAUCGUCGGAGCUGUGGUGGCAGCUGUGGUCGUACUUGGUUGGAAGGUUGCUGGGUUCUUCGUCUACAGAAGAAGAACUGCCAAAGCUCCUCCAUCUUCCAACAACACCCCUGAGGAGGAUCUGCCACUGAAGCCGGACACACGCCCUCCUGCUCCUGCUCCCAGUGCUUCUGAUCAACUGGUGUCUCCCCAAGAUGGAGGUCAGGAGUGAGUCACUUGGAUGACAUCACCCUCCCUGAUCCAUCACCUGGAGCCUCCAUCUGUGAUCAACUCAGCUCCAGGGGUUUGGAUUCUUGUCGUGCAGCAGUGAACUUGAGCCGAGCUUCAGCUGGGGAAGAGGGUCAGAGGUCGUGGACCCUCUUUUUGUAUAUUUGGGGAAUGUUUGGGUUUUCUCUCCUCUUUUCUUUUGCACUGAAGCUUCAGCCGCUUGUGUGAUGCUUCAAUAAACUCACCCCAAAAUCUGA
This is a messenger RNA of Synchiropus splendidus (mandarinfish), 1737 nucleotides long. RefSeq names its product major histocompatibility complex class I-related gene protein-like. Gene Ontology annotation, biological process: immune response. Gene Ontology annotation, cellular component: external side of plasma membrane. The coding region runs from base 81 to 1484 and encodes 467 amino acids. Lineage: Eukaryota; Metazoa; Chordata; Actinopteri; Syngnathiformes; Callionymidae. The record is from RefSeq and is a predicted model, not a curated record. The transcript is spliced from 13 exons.